GAGGUUCAAAGUUAGAGAGAAGAGAUCAAAGAGAGGUAGAAUAUGAAGAUUCAGAGUCUGUUCUUGAUGGCCAUUUUCUCUCUUGCUUAUACACAGCUGCUCAAUGGCCAAUCAUUGUCAGGUUGCCAAACUAGAUGUGGCAACGUCUCAAUCGACUACCCUUUUGGCACUUCUCAAGGUUGUUACUAUGCCGGCGAUAAUAGUUUCAAACUCACAUGUAACGAAACAAAUAAGCUAAUCUUUGGCGGCAAUGAAGUGAUCAACAUCACUCACAGCGGCGAGCUACGCGUCCUGGUUACUAGAUCCUAUGUUUGUUACAACAGCCAAGGGAACCAGACUGGUCGUAGUAACCGGUGGACUAGGCUUGGUAACUUAACAUUCUCCGACAAGAACAGAUUCACUGCAGUAGGAUGUAACACUUACGCGUUUCUCAACACUAACGGAGUUGGAAAUUACUCAGUUGGGUGCAUGUCAACAUGUAACUCUCCUAGGGAGACAAAUGGAACAUGUUCUGGUGGAGGUUGCUGCCAGACUUCUCUUCCUAGAAGGAACAACUACUUCAGAGUAAGACCAUAUAGCUUUUCAAACCAUACUUCUGUUCAUAGCUUCAACCCUUGCAGCUACGCCUUUCUAGUGGAAGAUGGUUUGUUUAACUUCAGAUCUACAGAGGAUCUUAUGAAUCUGAGGAACAUCACGAGGUUCCCUGUGGUACUGGAUUGGUCUAUUGGUAAACAUUCAUGUCAGCAAGUUGGAAGCGCAAACAUAUGCGGUUGGAACAGUGAAUGUUCCAACUCUGUCCGUGGAACCGGUUACAUCUGCAAAUGUAAGGAAGGGUUUGAUGGGAAUCCGUACCUUUCAAAUGAGAAGGGUUGCUAAGACAUCAAUGAGUGUACUACUAGUAGUACUGUCCAUAAACAUAACUGUUCAGACUCCAGCACCUGUGUAAACACCAUGGGACACUUCCUUUGUACUUGCCCGUCUGCUUUCAACUUAAAUGCCACCUCCAAUAGCUGCAUCCGCAAAGGCAAGCCUGAAUAUUAUGGAUGGACUCAAAUUUUUCUGGGAACAACCAUCGGCUUCUUAGUCAUCCUACUUGUGGUUAGCUGUGUACAACAGAAAAUGAAGCACAGGAAAAACACCGAGCUUCGAAAACACUUCUUUGAGCAAAACGGUGGUGGCAUGUUGAGACAGAGACUGUCAGGAGCAGGGCCAUCAAAUGUUGAGGUCAAAAUCUUUACUGAGGAAGGCAUGAAGGAAGCAACUAAUGGUUAUGAUGAAAGUAGAAUCCUCGGUCAGGGAGGCCAAGGAACAGUCUACAAAGGUAUUUUACCGGACAACUCGGUAGUUGCUAUCAAGAAAGCUAGGCUUGGAGACAGCAGCCAAGUAGAGCAGUUCAUCAACGAAGUACUUGUGCUUUCCCAAAUCAACCAUAGGAAUGUGGUCAAGCUCUUGGGAUGUUGUCUAGAGACUGAAGUUCCCUUGCUGGUCUAUGAGUUCAUUAACAGUGGUACACUUUUUGAUCACUUGCACGGUUCCUUGUUUGAUUCUUCUCUUACAUGGGAACACCGUCUGAGGAUAGCAGUGGAAAUUGCUGGAACUCUUGCUUAUCUUCACUCAUCUGCUUCUAUUCCAAUCAUCCACCGAGAUGUCAAGACUGCUAAUAUCCUCCUUGAUGAAAACUUAACUGCAAAGGUAGCUGACUUUGGUGCUUCAAGAUUAAUACCGAUGGAUAAAGAGCAGCUCACAACUAUGGUGCAAGGAACUCUAGGCUACUUAGACCCUGAAUACUACAACACAGGGUUGUUGAACGAAAAGAGCGAUGUUUAUAGCUUCGGUGUGGUCCUCAUGGAGCUGCUCUCAGGUCAAAAGGCAUUGUGCUUUGAUAGGCCACAAACCUCAAAACAUCUUGUGAGUUACUUUGCUUCUGCCAUGAAAGAGAAAAGGUUGCAUGAGAUUAUUGACGGUCAAGUAAUGAAUGAGGAUAAUCAAAAGGCGAUACAGGAAGUUGCAAGAAUCGCGCUGAUGGGAGAGGAAAGACCAAGGAUGAAAGAAGUAGCUGCUGAGCUUGAGGGCUUGAGAGGCACAAAAACCAAGCAUAAGUGGUCGGAACAGUAUCCUGAACCACAAGAGGCUGAGCACUUGCUCGGUGUUGAAAUCUUAUCAGCACAAGGGGAUACUAACGCCAUUGGCUAUGACAGCAUCAUGAAUGUAACAAGAUUACACAUUGAAGAUGGCCGCUGAUAUUUGUCAGUCUAGCUCUCACAUAAUCACAUGUAUAUCUUUAUUGGUUCUCUCCUCUUUUGUCCUCUUAAACAUUUUAAAAACCAGUGUAUCAAAUAUUACAUUCACGAACAUUUCUGCUUCGAGAGAUUCUUGUAAAUCAUCAUGUUAAUAAAACCCCUGAAUUGGGAUGCCAACUGGUAGACCGAUCUUUCUAUGCUUAAAUGGGCCUUCAGUAUGCUUAAGCGGGCCUUCAAUAUACCAUCUUGAACUCACAGUUUUAGGAAUCAUUAUUAAAUCAUCCCGACUAAGUUGAUAAUUUUCACCUCAAGUAUAUAUAAACUUGAUUCUUCUGUGUUGCUUGGUGUGAUGUUUCUAAGAGACUGCAAGAAUACACAUAUCAUUUAAUACAAAUGAUAUGAGGUAAAUCAACCAGAAUUUACUUUGCAUAGUUAUAUAUCUAAUUUUUGAAAUCUGCGUAAAUUAGGUAUAUAUAACCAAAAUAAGUGAUUCGAGAUGGUAACUUCUACGGAUAUGCAUCAAAAUCAACUCAUAUCCACAAAUUGUGAAAACAAAGCCAAACUAAAAUAGAAAUAUAAAAAUGGUCGGAAGAGACGAAUUGGUUUGUUGCAUGAGAGAAGAUAAGUGUUAAGCCGUUUGAGAAGCAAAUAUUGAAAAAGUUCUGAAAAUAUCCAAAGUAACUGUAAACCUAUAUUAUAUUUUGUGGAAACUCCCUUAGUCCAGUGGUUUGAGUAAGAAUUCAUUAAUAUGUUUUUACACCAAGAGGUCUUGAUUUCGAAUCUCAGCAAAAGCAAACUAUGUAAAUUUAUGGAGAAAAACAUACAGAAAGGCGCAAAGAGUACCGUCAGGCAUGAAUCUCAUAAGACGGUUCAGGAUAAUGCAAUCAGGCGUGAAUCUUCAUAAUGCAGGUAUAGUUACCGGCUGUAGAAUCGUCUUUUGUAAUAUUUCUUAUGGUUUGUAAUAGCAUAAUUAACCAUAAAAUAUAUAUAUAUAUAUAUUAAUUUGAACCGUUACAAAGGUGUUGAAAAAUCAAACAUUGAAAAUAACUUAAAAAGAUUUAUUUGACCUAUUAAUCUUUAUGAACUAUAGGGCAUCUGCAUUGGAGAGUAUCUCCACAAAUUUUUCAUUAUUAAAAUAAUAAAACAAAACAAAAAAGUAAGUAAAAAGAAGAGAGAAAGU
This is a messenger RNA of Brassica oleracea var. oleracea, 3420 nucleotides long. RefSeq names its product wall-associated receptor kinase 4-like. Gene Ontology annotation, molecular function: ATP binding; protein serine/threonine kinase activity. Gene Ontology annotation, cellular component: plasma membrane. The record is from RefSeq and is a predicted model, not a curated record. Gene Ontology annotation, biological process: protein phosphorylation; cell surface receptor signaling pathway. Lineage: Eukaryota; Viridiplantae; Streptophyta; Magnoliopsida; Brassicales; Brassicaceae.